Cololabis saira (Pacific saury) is the source of this 2151-nucleotide messenger RNA. It is a transcript of the gene thoc1, whose product is annotated as THO complex 1. Bases 38 to 2002 code for a protein of 654 amino acids. The record is from RefSeq and is a predicted model, not a curated record. Gene Ontology annotation, molecular function: protein binding. Gene Ontology annotation, cellular component: THO complex part of transcription export complex. Gene Ontology annotation, biological process: regulation of DNA-templated transcription elongation; signal transduction; mRNA export from nucleus. Lineage: Eukaryota; Metazoa; Chordata; Actinopteri; Beloniformes; Belonidae. The transcript has 21 exons.
AAGUGCUUCGCUGUCACUUCCGGUGUGAAAUCUAAACAUGUCGCCGUCCCUCUUUAAUUUCAUCGACGUUAAAGACAAAUUUACGGCUGCUGCCAGACAUGCCCUUGCUGCCAAAAACUACAAGCCUCUCUUAACUGUGUUUAACCAGAUCCCUGGCAAUGAAACGGAGAAGAAAACUACACUUGACCAUGCCCUGAGGGGCGUUCUUGGAGAUCAAAUCGUUGAGCAGAAGAUCAGCUGCGAUGAGUAUUUGAGUCUGAUCUACCUGAGUAUUGACGCCGUCACAGAGGGUAUCUGCCCGGCCACAACCCCUUUUGUCCUCCUGGGUGACGUACUGGACUGUCUUCCACUUGACCUGUGUGACAAAAUAUUCUCUUUUGUUGAAGAGAAUGUGUCCACCUGGAAGUCGAACUCUUUUUACUCUGCAGGGAAGAACUAUUUGUUAAGGAUGUGUAAUGAUCUUUUAAGGAGGCUGUCAAAAUCUCAGAAUACUGUAUUUUGUGGGCGAAUCCAGCUUUUCCUUGCACGUCUCUUCCCUCUCUCUGAAAAAUCAGGUCUCAAUCUACAGAGCCAGUUUAAUCUGGACAAUAUAACAGUGUUCAACAAAAAUGAACAAGAAAGCACUCUUGGCCAGAAGCAAACAGAAGAAAAGGAAGAUGGCAUGGAGGUUGAAGAAGGUGAAAUGGGAGAGGAUGAGACACCUGCCCCCUGUUCCAUUCCAAUUGACUACAACUUGUACAGAAAGUUCUGGACACUGCAGGACUACUUCAGAAAUCCAAUGCAGUGCUAUGAUAAGUUCUCAUGGAUGACAUUCCUUAAGUACUCGGAUGAGACCCUGGCAGUAUUCAAGAGCUACAAACUGGAUGACAUGCAGGCGUCCAAGAGGAAGCUGGAAGAGCUGAGAGCAUCUGAUGGAGAACAUGUUUACUUUGCUAAGUUCCUUACAAGUGAAAAGCUGAUGGAUUUGCAGCUAAGUGACAGCAACUUCAGGCGGCACAUACUACUGCAGUACCUCAUCCUGUUCCAGUACCUGAAGGCUCAGGUCAAAUUCAAAAGCUCCAGCUGUCUUCUGAAUGAUGACCAGACAACAUGGAUUGAGGAAACGACUGUACUGGUUUAUCAACUGCUGAGAGAAAUCCCUCCUGAUGGAGACAAGUUUGGCACAAUGGUUGAGCAUAUCCUCAACACAGAAGAGAACUGGAAUACCUGGAAAAACGAGGGAUGUCCGAGCUUUGUCAAAGAAAGAACGGUAGAUGACAAACCCAAAAGACCGACCAGGAAAAGACAGGCUCCAGAGGACUUCCUUGGAAAAGGGCCAGACCGCAAGAUUUUCAUGGGAAAUGAUGAAUUGACUCGAUUGUGGAACCUGAACCAGAACAACAUGGAUGCCUGCAGAUCAGACAGCAGAGAGUUUAUGCCGUCGCUGGAUGAGUUCUUUGCAGAAGCUAUUGAACAGGCUGACCCUGCCAAUAUGGUGGAGGACGAGUACAAGGUUGUGCGUAACGCAAAUUAUGGCUGGCGGGCUCUGAGGCUGCUGUCCAGGAGAAGUCCACACUUCUUUCAGCCAACUAACCAGAAGUUCAAGAGCUUGGCAGACUACUUGGACAGCAUGGUUAGCAAGUUGGCCAAAGAACUGCCGAAGGAUAUUCCUUCUGAAGAAAUCAAGACCGGAGAAGAGGAUGACGAUGAUAAUGGAGACAAUCUUCUUAAAGACAGCAAUGACAGUCCGAGUAUUCAGAGCAAACUCGUGUCAAACCAGCAGAUGGAUGAGGUUGCAGCCAAACUGGGUGCUCAGUGGAAGAUGCUGGCCUCUCAUCUGGACAUGAAGGCAGCAGAGUUGCGAGAAAUCGAAACAGACAGCGAAGAAGUUGACAUGCAGGCUAAACUGAUGCUUGUGGCCUGGCAGGACAGAGAGGGAGCACAAGCUACGGUGGAGACCCUGGUCACAGCUCUCAACGCAGCAGGCUUCGCCCAGAUUGCAGACGGCCUCAGUGAGGCUUAAACAGAAAAUGUCUUGGUUAAUCCGUUCUUUCAGUUACUUUGUUGCAGCACGCAUUUUCAUACCAAAAUAUUGGCAACUGACAUUUUUGUAUGCAGUCUAGGUGCAGUUUUUUUCCACAGUAGAGAAUUCAAUAAAUGUUUUUCCUUAUA